This is a messenger RNA of Ochlerotatus camptorhynchus, 3185 nucleotides long. It is a transcript of the gene Miro, whose product is annotated as mitochondrial Rho GTPase. Gene Ontology annotation, cellular component: mitochondrial outer membrane. Gene Ontology annotation, molecular function: calcium ion binding; GTPase activity; GTP binding. The coding region runs from base 614 to 2566 and encodes 650 amino acids. Gene Ontology annotation, biological process: mitochondrion organization; small GTPase-mediated signal transduction. NCBI's taxonomy places the organism in Eukaryota, Metazoa, Arthropoda, Insecta, Diptera, Culicidae. The record is from RefSeq and is a predicted model, not a curated record. The transcript has 8 exons.
AGGCAGAUGGUUUCGUAACUAUCUCACCGUCGCGGUCGCCUUCCCGAUCAGAGUAUAUAGUGCAUAACAAACAUAAAAGCAAGGAGAAAAAACGCAGAACGGAUUCGAUUCGUCUUCGUCGAGCGAAAUCUCGGCGGGGGAGUUGUUGGAUGCCACGAAGUUCCCGGUGCUCGCGGAUUGGGAGGAAAAGAACGAUCGGAUUUUCACGUAUUUGUGUGUGCCGUAGAACAGUGAUUUGCCAUCCGGUGGUGAAAGGUGCUCUUCGAGAGCAGAGUAGAUUGCGGUGUGAUUGUACCGUUCCGGACUGUGUAGCAGAGUAAACGAAAAAAGAGUGUUUUCUGGGUGCACGGGAAGGAAGGUGAAGUGAAAUUUUAUGUUGAUUUUAUGCUGUGGGAUCGCUUUUAUGCUGUUGACCCCCACCGGAUAGAAGCCAAGUAAAAGUCGUGGGAGCCUGGUGGAGUAAAUUGUUUUUGAUACGCGAAGGGAAGAAAGAUCCCCGAACUAAAUUUUGUUUCGAGGGGAAGGUGGCAAGGUGAAGCUAUUUUGACGAUCGAUUGUGCGCUUCCUAGAUGUGAGUUGAGAUUCGUUCCUGCAUAGGACAAACUGCACGAUAAUGGUGGCAUGGUCUUCGUCUCAUAGACGACACGUCCGCAUUCUGCUCGUGGGGGAUCAGGGCGUCGGAAAGACGUCACUGAUUCUUUCGCUAGUCAGUGAAGAGUUUCCGGAAGAUGUUCCCACGAAGGCAGAAGAGAUUACCAUUCCGGCGGAUGUCACGCCGGAACAGGUACCAACAAAUAUCGUAGAUUAUUCGGCUACCGAGCAACCUGAUGAAACCCUAGCGGAAGAAAUCCAGAAAGCACACGUUGUUUGCGUUGUCUAUUCGGUUGAGUGUGAUGAAUCGUUGGAUCGGAUCACCACCCAUUGGUUACCGGUGAUUCGGGAGUGCUCCGGCGAGCAGCGAAAGCCAGUGGUCCUCGUUGGUAAUAAAAUUGAUCUCAUCGAUUACUCAACGAUAGACCAUGUUUUAUCAAUCAUGGAGGACUUUCCAGAAGUUGAGAGCUGCGUAGAAUGUUCGGCGAAAACACUGCACAAUAUCUCGGAAAUGUUUUACUACGCGCAAAAAGCAGUUCUUCAUCCAACAGCUCCUUUGUAUAUCAUGGAGGAACAGGAUUUAACCGAGACCUGCAAGAAAGCCCUGGUUCGAAUAUUCAAAGUAUGUGACAUCGACGGGGAUGGUUUGCUAAACGAUUAUGAGCUGAACCACUUCCAGCGUCGCUGUUUCAACGCACCACUGCAGCCACAGGUCCUAGACGAGGUGAAGGCCGUUUUAAUGAAAAACACACCGGAUGGCAUCCGGAAUGAUUCGGUUACGCUAAAGGGCUUCCUCUUUCUGCACUGCCUGUUCAUCCAACGGGGAAGGAAUGAAACAACAUGGGCCGUGUUGCGUCGGUUUGGUUAUAAUGAAAAUUUAGAAAUGAGCCCGGAAUAUCUUCACCCAACGAUCAAAAUUCCUCCCGGUAGCAGUACCGAAUUAUCCCACCGUGGUCAACAGUUUCUAAUUUCGCUGUUUGAGCGAAGUGACAGGGACGGAGAUAAUGCUCUCUCUCCGGAGGAGUUCCGAGUCGUUUUCAGUGCUUGCCCUUGUCCACCUUUCUCGACCGAUAUCAAGCGGACGGUUCCGACAAACGAAUCCGGUUGGCCAACGCUACACGGUUGGAUGUGUCGCUGGACGUUGAUGACGCUUGUUGACCUGAACAAAACCCUAGAAUACCUGGCUUAUUUAGGAUUCAGCGUACACGAGAACGAAUCCCAGCUGGCAGCGAUACACAUCACACGGGAGCGAAGGAUCGAUCUGGCCAAGAAGCAAAACAGUCGAUCCGUCUACAUGUGUCACGUGAUUGGUCCAAAGGGAUCCGGAAAGACAGCAUUCUGCAGGGCUUUCCUAUCAGAGGACAUGCGGAAACUAACGGAUAAGGAUAUACGUGGUACCAACCAGUACGCAAUCAACACCGUUCAGGUGUACGGUCAGGAAAAGUACCUCGUUCUGCGGGACAUUGACGUGCGCCAGGUUCUGGACCCGUUACAACCGAGCGAAGUCAACUGCGACGUGGCUUGCCUGGUGUACGACAUCAACAACCCAAAGUCGUUCGAGUAUAUCGCUCGGAUAUACAUCAAAUACUUUGCCGAGAGUAAGAUUCCGGUCCUGAUUGUCGGUGCCAAGGCGGAUAUGGAGGAAAUCCGGCAGGAGUAUUUGCUUCAAUCGCCGGACUUUUGCCACAAGUACAAACUGCUUCCGCCGCAGUACUUCAGCUUCAAGCACAACAAGAAGGACAUCUACACGAAGCUGGCGACGAUGGCCGCAUUUCCUCGUUUCCAAGCCGCGUGGAUUCUUUUCUAUAAGCAUAGAUUGGUGCAGCUGUGGGAACAAACCCACUUGAAACAAUUCGGCCUGAUGUCCAGUGAUCCGUUGCUCUGGUGGAAGGCUGGCCUUGGCAUAGCAGCAGCAACCAUCGUUGGAUUCUUCGUCGUGAAGGCGUUUCACGGAUCUAGCUCACAUUCACGAUGAAUCGUAAAGCACCAGCUGGCAGCAGUCGGUAAGAAAAUUAAAACAAAUCGCUUGUUUAAUUCUUUUGUAAAUAUUCGUCGCUUGAAAUACGGUUACAAAGUUGUAAUUGGCUACUACGGUUCAGAUGACUAAUCUAUAGAGAUUAUCUCAACAUUUGCAUUAUUGCAUUGACUCGCUAAAAAAUAUUCCUAGCAAUGGCCAAAUUUAUAAUGGCAAGUGGCAACUAGACUAUAUAGACUCUAUGCAACUUCUUCUAGUGUAGCGUUACAAAUACCGGAACCAAAAAGUAACUUGCAAGAUAAACAAUUGGAUUCUAAAUAAUUGAUCAGCAAUAUAUUUUCUAGUUUAUUCAACCAACCAUCUCAGUUUCGAUGAUGCAAUACGUAUAUAGUUUUUUUAGUUCUUCAACUCUACAACAGUACUGGAAUAGUCUAAGUUGGCAUGUAUUAUGUGAUUUUCGUUUGUCCUUAAGGAUGCUAAAAAUUCUAAAAAUGCAGACCUUAGCAGAAAGUAAAUGCGCACUGUUCAAUUGAAAAAAAAACGGCGGAGUCUAGAGGCAAAAGGAAAACAAUGUAAUUAGUGUGACCAUUAAAUUAGAAACACAAAAUAUAACAGUAAA